Messenger RNA from Dentiscutata heterogama, 1661 nucleotides. The record is from the annotation of a GenBank genome assembly. NCBI's taxonomy places the organism in Eukaryota, Fungi, Glomeromycota, Glomeromycetes, Diversisporales, Gigasporaceae.
AAAUGGCUUCAUAUUUGCCCCUCGAAUGUCUUAGUAAUAUUUUUAAUUGUAUUUAUGAUAGCGAAACGCUAUAUUCUUGUCUUUUCGUGAGUAGAGGUUGGAGUAACGGUGUUGUACCAAUCCUAUGGAGAAAACCAUUCAGCAGACUUAGAUUCAGAUAUAGAUCAUUAUCAUCCAAUCCAAAAAAUGGUGGACUUAUUAUCCGAACUUAUUUAUCCUGCCUCCCAGAAUCUAAGAGAAAUCAAUUUUUUUCAGAAUCGCACCAACCUUUCUCACCUCCUUUAUUUUUUUAUCCUGCUUUCUUGAGAGAAUUGGAUUUUGAAGGCUUGUAUGAUGAAAUUUCAGAUUGGUUAAAUACCAAUUUUAAAAAUUCAAAAAAAAUUCUUGUCGAUUUGGACAAUUCUAAUGAUCAUUAUUUUACUCGAAAUGGGUUAAAUAAUUAUGAUCAAAAUAAAUUUUCUAUGAUUGAAGCGAUUAUAGAAUUAAUUUUUAAACAUUGCAAUUAUCUCGACUAUAUUUAUUUUGAUGUCAGAAGAUUACCAAUAGUUUUUACUAAUAUAUUAACAAGAUAUUGCAUGCUUCAUAAUCCUAUGAAUGAUCCAUCAUGGUUUCAACGAUUAACGACUUUGGAAUACCAUGGAGUUGGUUCAAAUUAUACUAUUCCUGACUGCGUCUCUCUGGAUUUUUUAUUCUCCUUAUCAAAGGUUUGUCAAGAUCUUACUUAUCUAAAGAUAAGGGCUUUCGCUGCUCCAACUUGUGAUUCUUUGGCUUCUUUAAUUCAAUCCCAAAAAGGUCUUCGUAAGCUAUUUUUAUGGGAGUUGAAUCUUCAUGAUAUAUCAUGUAUUAUCGAAGCUGUUAGUAGUCAAUCACAUAGUAUGAGAGAAAUUGAAAUGUUUCAAUGUUCAUUUGAACUUUGUGAUUCCUUUGAAGGAUUAGCAUGUUGUCAUAAAUUAAAUACUCUUUCGAUAAUACAAUGCGAUUAUUUAACUUCUUAUCUUUUAGAUUCAUUAGCAAAUACACACUUCCCUUAUAUUAAAAAAUUAGAAUUAAAAGAUUUUAAUUAUUCGUUAACUAAUUUAAAUCAUGAAGAUAUUCCAUCCGAACAAGUGAAGAAUAUUAUAAAAAAUUGUAGUGAUAAUCUUGAAGAACUUUAUACUAACCUUAAAUUAGAUGAUUAUUUUGGUAUUAUUGAAACAAUUUCAACAUAUUGUACACUAAUUACUAGUUUAGAACUAAAUAUGCAAAAGGCUGAACAAAUACGUGAGCUUUUACCUAUAUUAGAAUCAUGUCAAAAAUUAGAGAAGUUAAUAAUUCAACCUUAUCAACCAAUGAGAUUUCCAUAUUAUAAAGUUUCUAAUGAACAACUUCGAUGGUUCGCAACAAAAUUACCAUCAAGUGUUCGACAUCUUGAAAUAAGAUAUUGGUCUAUUUGCGCUCAAGAUUUAGAAGAUAUGCUUUCAAUAUGUGGUCGAAAUCUACAUUAUAUAGCAUGGGGGUUUACUGAUGUUAAAGUUGUAGGUGAUCAAAAAUAUUUUAGUCAUGUUAUUUCUGAAUUUUGUAAGAAGGAAUCAAGAAAGAUUAAGAGAAUAGGUUCUCCACAAUUCAGUUGUAUUAGUGAAGGUAGUCAUCAAAAUAAUGGAACUGUUUUUGUAGAAUUUUAA